Messenger RNA from Rotaria sp. Silwood2, 3075 nucleotides. The record is from the annotation of a GenBank genome assembly. Lineage: Eukaryota; Metazoa; Rotifera; Eurotatoria; Philodinida; Philodinidae.
AUGAUUAAAUCGAAUUCCAUCAUUCAAACUCGAAUUUCUCAAGUUGCUUACGAAUUCGUUCGAGUACGUGAUGAAUUUUUGAAUAAUGAAAUACCAGACAUAGCUGCUGACACGGAUAGAUAUCAAUUAUUUCUCGAUCGUUUUCGUAUGAUUGAUAUUGAACUUAUUAAUACACGAAUGAACUCACAACAUGUCGCAAUAGCUGUUUGUGGUCCGAAUUCUAGUGGUAAAUCGGCAUUUAUUCAAUAUUUCCUACAAAUUGGAAAAAUUCUUCCAUCAGCAGCCGGUGCAAUAUCUGCUAGAAUCGUUAAAUUUACAUAUGCAUCAGCAGAACAAGCAUGUGCUCGAAUCUACAAUAGAAAAUCUCAAGGAAAUGAAGAAUACGAUGAACUUAUCGAUGAAUUAUCUCUUUCAUCACAUUUCAAUACUAAAUCACCUUGGAAAAAUAUUGAAGAAGCUUUAAAAAAACAUUUAGAACGUCCAUCUGAUAUUGCUGUUACAUCUGAUGAAUUUAUUGAAUGGGCACGAACAUGGAUUGAAAUUCGUAUACCUUCGUCUAUUCUUCAAGUAGGCAUUGAUAUUUAUGAUACACCGGGAUUUCUUUCGUGUAAUCGAGAAGAAUUUCUUAAUCAAAAUCUUUAUUCUAUGAUCAAAAAAGUCUGUCCGACAAUAUUAUUUCUCUAUGAAAAUCCAGCGAUUACUCGAACAGAUGCUGACUGCUUUUUAGAAUUAACAAAAACAGUACAAUCAUUCGAUCGUUCGCGUAUUUUUUUUCUUAAUACGAAAGCCAAUAUUAAAAAUAUAUUUCAUGAUUAUGGAAUAACCACUGAUGAAAAUAUUUCAUUCGACAAAUUUAAUCAAAUACUUGCACAAUCACGUCAAUUACGAUAUGAUCUUCUUCGACGUCAAAGUGCCAUGGGUAACGAAUCGAUUGGUGCAUUACCAACAAAUGUUUAUGAUUGUGAUUGUUUUGAUAUUUGUUCAAUACCAACAAGUACUCGUACACCAUUUCGUGAUUAUCUUCAAAUCAUGAAUGAUGCAUGUUUUACACGAAUUAUUGAAUUUGUGUUUAAUUCUGCACUUGAACCAAUGCUUGAUCUUGCACGAUCGAUUCGUUCAAUAAUCGACGAUUUUUUUGAUUUUUCUAUGUCAGCAAAUAAUCAAGACUUAAACUAUUGGAAUCAUUUGCGUGAUGAAGCUAUUAAGUGGUCAUUUUCAUUUAUUGAAGCUUUGCAAGGAGAACUACCAAAUCUUGUCGAAUCGAUGUAUGAGAAUAUACUUCGACGUUUUGAUACAUUGUCACCUGAUAUUAUUCAGCGAGCAUCUCGUCUUAAAUCAAUGACCAAUAAUUCAAAUAUAGUAAAUGAUCUGAGUCAAAUUCGAAUGCGUGAUUAUCUCGAACAAGUUGUUAAUGAAGAAGUGAUUAAAGUAGUUGCUAAUGAAACAUUGAAUAAUGCUACCCAAGCCAUAAUUACAUUGAAUAUUUUUUGGAAUAGUCCGAAAGCAGAGAGUCGAAAUGAAUUUAUUAAUAUAGCACGACGAACUGUUAUGAAAGAAAUUUCUGUUAAACAAUUAGGAAAGAAAACACUUUUCACUUUACUAAGUGAAAAUAUAAAACGAACACCGACUCGUUUGAAACGAUUUGCUCGAUUUGUAAUCAUGCGACCAUGGGCAAACUUUUACAAAUCAUUCGAACCAAGUCAUUUACCAAAUCAAGAAGAAGCUGAAUUUUAUAUUUUCGACACCAUGGAUAAUUAUUCCGAACUAUUAAAUGAAUCUGCACGAGAAGAAUUUGCUCGUAAACGUUUGAAUAUAAUGCGCGAACGGCUAAUGCAACAGCGAGAAUCUUUACAUGUUAAUCUUUUCAAUUGGAUUACUCAAAAACGUCAAGAAUUUUGUGAUUGUAUUGAUCGUAGCUAUCGAUAUAUUAUUAAAACUUUUAAUAAACGACAACGUGCUGAUUCUCUUUCUCGACAAUUUCUCGGACGAUUUGCACAAAUCGAAUGUCAACUAUUAGCAGCCGAAGAUCUAGCACAAUUCUAUGGAAUUCAACCAAUUCUUCAUGAAUACAUUGGUCAAGGUGGUUAUUUUCGAAUUGAACGAGCUGAAUGGGGCAAUGUCCAAGGAUUAGUUGUGAAAAGAUCGUCUCAAACCGAUCUUGAUGAUCCAUACAUGCCUUAUUUAGAAGCACAUUAUCAUCGAAUAGCAACGGAACUCAUGCCAAGAAAUGCCAUUGUUCCACUUUUAUAUCUGUAUGAACAUGAAUUAAAUAGUAGUGAUGAGACUUCGACUACACAUGAACUUUGGAUAUUCAUGCCAGAAUUCAAACAAUCAUUGCGUGAUUAUUUACGAGCUAAUAUAACAAAUAUCAGUUUCGAAACACUACAUGAAUUUGCGGUGGAAAUUGUGACAAUUCUAUCGGAAUUUCAUCGAUUGAAUAUUGUUUAUCGAGAUUUAAAGACAAGUAAUAUUUUACUUGAUGAACAUAAUCAUUGUCAUUUUACCGAUUUUGGUACUUGUUAUCAAGGUUACACAAAUCGAACAUUUAUUGGCACUGCUCCAUUUUCGCCUGAAAUACUUGCACAAGCACAAUCAUCAUCUAUGAACACAUAUAAUGGUGAAGCCGUAGAUAUUUUUUCGCUCGGUACUAUACUCUAUGAAUUAUUGCCGAAAAAACAAUAUCAUCGAGUUUCAUCCGAAGAUGUGCCUCAUAUUCGUUCAGUAAUCGAACAACAUGUUUGUUAUGACUUUGAUCUUCGUGAAUAUAAAGAUCUAAUUGUAGCUUGUCUUCAAGUAAACCCUAAAGAUCGACCUACUUCUAGCCAAAUUAGUGAACGUCUUCAUACAAUAUUUCAGCGAUAUCAAUCACAUAAGCAAGCAACACAAUGUUCCGUGUGUUGUAAUCGUCGCCGUUCGGUACGAUUUCUUCCUUGUAAUCAUAAAGUAUUGUGUCAAUCAUGUUGGCAAGAACGUAAAGCCAAAGAAAAUUUGGAUAAAAAAUGUACUGUAUGCGAACAAUGUAUUGAACAAAGUCUUGACAAUGAUGAUUGUGAUGAUGAAAUUUUUAUUGUUUAG